UUGAAUUACAAGUAGCUUAUACCUACCAAAAGUCCAGCACGGCCUGUCCGAUAAAUCACCGGACUUAAGUCUACCCUACCCAAAUCUAACCCAAAAAGAAAUUUCGCCGGCUCGCAAAUAGAGUCCUGCACCAAUUUGAGGGAAAUAAAUUUUGUGUUUUUUGUAGGUGAAAACUGAAAAAUGUGAUUGACCUAAACAGCAAUGCUAUUAUGGAGAAAUAUUAUAUUCAAGCAUAGAGCCAAACACAACUCAUGGAAUUAUGCCAUUUGGUUGAUCACCUUCCACCCUUGAAGUCACCCCAACAGACAGUUUGUCCGAACAUAGAUCUGAGCUCUUUCAUUCUUUAAAGUAUGGAAGGGCUCUACUUGUGCUUUUGGCUCUCUUUCCUAAUCCCAUCAACAAUUUUACACCACAAGACAUGGGCUCUGAAGACUAGGUUGGAAUCGGAGACCGAGUUGCUGAGUCGGGAGUUGUUGGAAUCGGCGAGGGAGGCUGAGUUCUUCGACUGGUUGAAAAGGGUUCGGAGAAGAAUUCAUGAGUACCCUGAACUGGCCUUUGAAGAGCACCAGACGAGUCAGUUGAUUAGAAAAGAGCUUGACUCGUUAGGAAUCGAGUACUCGUGGCCUGUUGCCGGGACUGGGGUGGUGGCUACAAUUGGAUCUGGAAAACAGCCUUGGUUCUCUCUUAGGGCUGACAUGGAUGCCCUCCCAAUUCAGGAAUUAGUAGACUGGGAGUAUCAGAGCAAGAUCAGUGGUAAAAUGCAUGCUUGCGGUCAUGAUGCCCAUGUAACAAUGCUUCUUGGAGCAGCCAAGUUGCUUCAAAGCAAAAGGGAUCAGUUACAGGGCUCUGUUAAGCUUGUUUUUCAACCUGGAGAAGAGGGUCAUGCAGGAGCUUACCAUAUGUUAAAAGAAGGUGCUCUGAAUGGGUUUCAAGCUAUAUUUGGAUUGCAUGUAUCCCCAGAGUUGCCUACUGGUGUCAUAGGUUCUAGACCUGGUCUAAUGAUGGCAGGUGCAGGCAGGUUUCUAGCAGUAAUUCAAGGGGUAGGUGGACACGCAGCUAGCCCACAUAAAACAAGAGACCCAAUUCUUGCCGCAUCUUUUGCAGUCAUAGCGCUCCAACAGAUUGUUUCUCGAGAGACUGAUCCUCUAGAUGCCAGGGUGGUCUCAGUUGGAUUCAUAGAGGGUGGUUAUGCAGGAAAUGUAAUCCCUGAGACUGUGAAACUCGGAGGCACAUUUCGGAGCAUGACUUCUGAAGGUUUCUCAUUCCUGCAGCAGAGGAUCAAAGAGGUUAUAGAGAAGCAAGCAGCUGUGCACCGGUGCACUGCCAUGAUUGAUUUCUUGGAGGAGAAACUAAGGCCUUAUCCACCAAUGGUCAAUGAUGCAGCAAUGUAUGAACACGCAAAAAGUGUCGGCGAAGCCCUGUUUGGUAGAUCUAAUGUGCAACUCCUCUCAACGAUUAUGGGAGCAGAGGACUUCAGUUUCUAUUCGCAGAAAAUGCCGGCUGCGUUUUUCAUGAUCGGUGUGAAGAAUGAAACGAUGAAAUCUUAUGAAGGGGCUCACUCUCCUUACUUUACUAUUGAUGAGGAGGUUCUUCCUCUCGGAGCAGCUCUCCAUGCUGCGGUUGCCAUUACUUACUUGGAUGGUAAUGUUGAGAUUCAGUAAGGGCUUGUGUACAUACAUAGCUGGAAAUGAAAGAUUAUGGGGGGAAUAGAAGUUGAUGUAUUGCAAAAAUCAAUAUAAAUUUCAGAAUUGUUAACAUGGUCAAUGCUAGAAUCGAACUGAUGUGAUUAGUCUUGAUCAUCUCAAUCUUGUCCUCCCAUCUAGUGUGAAGUGUUUAAUCUCUUUCUUUGCUUUUUCCUUCUUUUU
Molecule: messenger RNA, 1865 nt
Organism: Ilex paraguariensis (yerba mate)
Lineage: Eukaryota; Viridiplantae; Streptophyta; Magnoliopsida; Aquifoliales; Aquifoliaceae
Source: the annotation of a GenBank genome assembly